GAAUGUAUACACAUAUUCUGUAAUAGCUAAUCAAUUAAAUUCUGAAAACAAGUUGUUUGGAUUUAUUUAAUUAACUGCUAUUAUAGAAAAUUGUGCUGAUAGUCACGGGCUUUAUUCCAAUGUUCUGUCCAUCUAUCUAUAUAUUUCACAGCAUACUCUUUUGGCAUUAACUCCUCUGCUUUUCCACAGAGCAUUUUUUUGUGUGUGUACAAUCCAAAUGCAUUAACUAAUGGCAGAGAAACGAGGGAAGGAGGCCCAAAAAUGUUCAUCUAGAUUGUAAAAAUUACAACUGCCAUUGUUUUUUCAACCGAAUGUGGGCUCAAAGUGCAUCCAAGUCUGUAAAUGAGACCAAUGCUUAUGGAUCUCUCAGUGCUGUUUAUAUUCCCCUCAAGAUUAGUACGGUUUUGGCAAGAAAAAAAAGAGCUGCCCAAAUCGGGGUAAGAAGAUUAAAGCUGUUCAGUUCAUCUGUAUGCCUUCACCUUGGUGGUACACCAGUCAUGAAGGAUUAUGCAGCGUCUCCACCACAGAGGAAGAUCAAGGACAAGCCUAGCUCACCCGAAUAUAUGAGUAAUCUGGUAGCAAGAUUAUUUGGGCCUGCAAUAUUUGAAGCUUCCAAGCUGAAUGUGCUGUUUUUAGGGGUGGAUGAAGAGAAGCCUCUCCCAAGAACUUACACUCUAACACACAGUGAUAUCACUGCUCACUUAACAUUGGCAAUUUCUCAAACCAUCAACAAAGCACAGUUACAAGGCUGGUAUAGCAGAUUGCAGAGAGAUGAAGUGGUAGCAGAAUGGAGAAAAGAUCAAGGCAAAAUGUCAUUGCAUGUACAUUGCCAUAUCAGUGGGGGACAUUGGCUUCUUAAUGUUAUGGCCAGGCUUAGAUUUUCCAUAUUUCACAAGGAGUUGCCAGUGGUUUUGGAAGCUUUCAGGCAUGGAGAUGAAGCACUUUUCAAAAGCUGUCCAGAGUUGGAGGAGGCAUUGGUUUGGGUGUACUUCCAUUCAAAUGUAGAGGAAUACAAUCGUGUGGAAUGUUGGGGUCCACUGGUUGAGGCAGCCAACGUGGUAAAGCAAAGGAAAUGGGCAAGGAAAGGCCAAGAAGAUGUCCUUAUCCAUGUGAAUGCUGCUAUCCACCGCUGAAAUGAUAUCAUCAUCUUCAUUCGUCUUGUUCCUCGCCAUAUGCACAGAUUUUGUUUCCCCGUACACUACUGAUUUUCUUUUGGGGGAAGAUAAAUGUUCAAAUUCUAUUCACUCCAAUAAUGCUAUUUGGCCCAUUCCAAUUUAGUUUCCCAAGGGCCACUUACAAUUAGCACGCACAUAAUUUCAAAAAAUACAAAUGCUGAAAUUAUAUGGAAUGUGUUUUAAUCUUUUGUGUUUAGUAGAACUUUGUUUUAAAUUA
This is a messenger RNA of Cryptomeria japonica (Japanese cedar), 1392 nucleotides long. RefSeq names its product protein STAY-GREEN homolog, chloroplastic. The transcript is spliced from 6 exons. NCBI's taxonomy places the organism in Eukaryota, Viridiplantae, Streptophyta, Pinopsida, Cupressales, Cupressaceae. Bases 312 to 1133 code for a protein of 273 amino acids. The record is from RefSeq and is a predicted model, not a curated record.